AUGGAUAGAACAACACUACUAAAUGAAUCCAAAUCAGUUAUUGAAUCAAUAUCAUCAUGGAAACAUAUCAAAGAAUGUCACACAACCGAUCCAUCAAUAACAACAUCAUUAUAUUCAACAAUACGUAACAAUGAGUUUUGGUGUUGUAGAAAAUCUAUUAUUCCUGGAGAGUUGAAACAUAGGUUGUUAGAGUGUAUUAUUGGUCAACCAACUCAAGGAUUAACUCAUUCAGAUCAUGAAUCCAAUUAUAUUAAGGAGAUUACAAGGAUCAAAGUGGAUGAUAUACAAGAAUAUCAUGAUGGAUGGAGUUAUAAACUAAUAGCAGAUUAUAAUUUUGGUGGGAUUUUAAGUAAACGGAAAUUUUAUGAAUUCCAACAAGUUUAUAAAUUUGAUAAUUGUGCUUAUAUUUUAAGUAUUCCAAUUCAAGGAGAAUCUAAUAAAGAGUAUGUGAUAGGUAAAUAUCAUUCAAUUGAGAGACUUUCAUGGAGUAAUGAAAAUGAAAAAGAUGGAAUUGAAUGGAUAAUGGCAACUACUUCAGAUGCUGGUGGAAAUAUACCUAAAUGGAUAACUAAAUUAAGUGUCCCUGGAGCAAUUGCUAAAGACGUUCCAAGUGUAUUAAAGUACAUACAAAAACAUAUGAAUUAA
Messenger RNA from Candida tropicalis MYA-3404, 645 nucleotides. RefSeq lists its product as uncharacterized. Lineage: Eukaryota; Fungi; Ascomycota; Pichiomycetes; Serinales; Debaryomycetaceae. The transcript has a single exon. Bases 1 to 645 code for a protein of 214 amino acids. The record is from RefSeq and is a predicted model, not a curated record.